AUGGCUACAUGCACAGUUGUUUCGUCCGAAAGUACUGCUUCUUCAUUAGUUAAAUUGCUUUUUCCAUUUCGUAGUGAUAAACAGAAUGCAAAUUAUGUUUCACAAAUUAUUCUUGUCAUCGAUCGAUCUGGAUCAAUGGCUGGAGGUCCAUGGAAACAACUUCAAUCAGCAGUUAAAGCAAUUGAUGAAAUGAAUCAAACGCUUCAGAGAGAUGCGUAUACAGAACCUAUUGUUAUUACUUAUAAUGAUACAGUAUCUGUUACUAAUUUAGCUUCUGUUGCAAAAACAACUGCAUCAGGUUCAACAGAUUUUGUUAAAGCUUUUGCACAAGUACAAACAACUAUCAAAGAAUUAGGUUCCGAAAAACGUAUUGUAAUUAUAUUUAUGACUGAUGGAUGUGAUUCAUGUAAUCGUCCAAAUGCAUUAUUAGAUGCUCAAACAAAAUUAAGUUCAUUUAUAAGAAAAAAUUGUUCAAAUUGUGUUGUACAUGUUAUUGGUUAUUCAAAAGAUCAUGAUUUAAAUAUGAUGAAUACAUUAAAAACUUUAGGUACAACUGAUGGUAUAUAUCGAUAUGCUGAAGGUUCAGUUGGUUUAGAUGAAAAAUUUCGUGAAUUAUUUGAAUUUGCUGAUUUAACAGUUGAAUUUACAAUAAAAUUACCUAAUAUUAAAGAACCUAUUAAAAUUACAGGUGAAAUGGUUGAUAUAGAUCAUGUUGAAGCUGAAUGUUGGUUAUCAUUAGAUGAGAAUAUAAAAGAAUCUAUUGAAAUAAAUAUUGGUAAUAAUCAAUAUGAUGUUAUACCAAAAUUUACUGAGCCAGAUACAAUAUUUACUCUUAAAUCUUUAUCAAAACGUGCAAAUGAAAUUAAAACUCAACAAGAAUUAGAUCAACUUCAAAGUGAAUUACAAAAUGUAAAAAUGUUUGGAAAUAGUAUUGGUGGAACUAAAAUUGAACGACAAACAGCUAUGGACCUUCGUGCUGAACUUCAGACACGUUUAGAUGAUAUACAUACAAUUAUGGGUGAUAUUGCACGUGGAACAUUAAAUCAAACGGCUGCUUUAGCUAAAAUGAAUGAUUUAAGAUAUGCAGACAAAUUUUCUAAAUCAUCUCGUCAACGUCGAAUGAAUCAACGUGCAGUACGUAAUCAAUCAAAUCUUCAAUUAAUUGAUUCGAAAUUAAAUGAACUUAAAUUUAAUGAAGAAACAGCAUUUGAAAAUGUUGAUCUUGUUACAUUUACUUGUUGUUUAACAUUAAAUACUUGUCGAGAUAUGAUGAUGGAUAGUCAAGAUGAUAUUAUGGGUGUUGGUCUUGUUGUUGAACGACAAGAACAUGUUGUUGAUGCACCAACAUUAAUAUCAGUUAAAGAUGUAUCUGUAACAAUACUUUCACGUUCAGCAUGUGAUGAUGCAAUUAAAAUGAAAAUUAAUAUUGGAGAUGCAGCACGACUUCAUGGAGGUUUUAUUGCAUCUAAAACAAGUGCACCAACAACAAGUACAAAGAUUGUAUCGAAAGAAAAUUUGAGAACUCAAUCAGAAUUUACUCGUGGUGUUGCUGCUGAACCAAUCAAUACAUUUUUACCACUCUAUAUUUGUGAUGCACAUUUUGAACGUGUUAAAAUUAUGUUAGAACCUAUGCUUGGCUAUCUUUUUACACUUGAUAUAAGUGGUUAUAAAUCAGAUCAAUUAUUAGGUCUUUAUUCAAUUCUUGGUCAAAUGAUGAAUGCUAGUCCAAAAAAUGGAUCUGAACGUGAAGAAAUAAUUUUACAUGAAUUUACACGUUUAUGUCAUGGUCUUCUUCCACAAACAAUUCAAUAUCUUGGUGAAGAAAAUGAUUUAUUAAAAAAAUUCAUGGCAAAUCCAACUGGUCGUAGUAAAGCUCAUAUUCAAAAUUUAAUGACACUUUUUGGUUAUAUGUAUGCAUCAGGUAUUAAAACAAUUGAUGAAUCAUUUCGUUAUGCUAUUGUCGAAGAAUUAUAUCGACGACAUUUUUCAUAUAUAUAUCAUGGUACAUCAGAUAAUGUUAUUACUGAACAUAUACAAUCAUUACUUUAUGAUAUAGAAGAUAAUGAAAAUAUUCAAACAGAAUCAAAUACUAAUGACUUAUCUUAUGUUAAAACAAAAAAUGAUAAAUCAAUUGAUGGUCGUUUUGCAGUGUAUGCUCGAUCAGUAUUAAAAAAAAACGAAACAAAUCCAAAAAUUCCAACAGAAGAUAUUGUUAUUGAAUUUGAAAUACCUGAACGACCCAUUAGUUCAAUGAAUAAUAAAAUUCGAACAAAAAUGAUUGAAUUAUUAUCUGCUUUUUCAACAAAACCAAUUCAAAAUGUUCUUGAUCGAUUAGGUAUUCGUAUGUUAGAUAUAUCAAAUGAACAAGAAUGUCUUAUACUUCGAUCAAUGCUUGUACAAUGUCUUCGUUUUUAUUCUAAUGAAUCGAUUAAUUCAGCAAUUUUAAAUAAAACAUUUUUCAAUGCUCAAACUCAUUAUGAACAAAUUCUUAUUGUUGCACAUGAAGAAUUUGAUAGUAAUCGACAAAAAUUAACUACAAAUAAAACCGAACAAAUACGUGCAUUAGAAUUAGCACGACGAGUUGUAUUAACUAAUGAUAUUGGUGUAUUUCUUGGCAGAAUGAUGGUUUAUGCUCCAACACGUGGUGGAAAAAUAUUUGAUACAAUAAUUAGUUUAUUAGCUGAUCGUAGUCAAAAACAAGUUCCGUUAUUAGCAGAAAAAAUUAAUAUUAUUUUUACAGGUCGUUAUAAAGAACAUCGUGAUGCUGAAAAAGAAUUUGAUGUAUUAAGUAAUGGUCUUGCUUGGUUUGCUGAUCGAUCAAUUAUCAAUCGUGUAAAAGAAGCAUUAGGUGAAGAUCAAUGGGAUGAUUUAGAUCGAUUAAUGAGAGGUCGUACAUGUGGUCAUGUUUAUCGUUUAUCAGAUAUUCCUAAUCGUCAUGGUUUUCAUAAUUCACAUCCAAAUCCAAAUUUGGUUGUUCAAUGGAAUACAUAA
Adineta steineri is the source of this 2991-nucleotide messenger RNA. The record is from the annotation of a GenBank genome assembly. Lineage: Eukaryota; Metazoa; Rotifera; Eurotatoria; Adinetida; Adinetidae.